Molecule: messenger RNA, 399 nt
Organism: Notothenia coriiceps (black rockcod)
Lineage: Eukaryota; Metazoa; Chordata; Actinopteri; Perciformes; Nototheniidae
Product: transcription elongation factor SPT5-like
Exons: 3
Coding region: 144-398 (84 amino acids)
Source: RefSeq, a predicted model, not a curated record
UUACUGAAAUCUCGCGAUCUGCUCUCCAAGAAGACGUAUAGCAUCAGGCUAACCGAAAAAAGGCUUAUAUUUCCUUUUAUCCAUCAACUAACAAGAUAUAAAGCAGAAGCGGGAUUUAAGAGAGUCUUCCCCGGGGCUUCAAGAUGUCGGACAGUGAGGACAGCGACUUCUCCGACAACGCGAGUGGCAGCAGCGAUGGAGAGGCGGAGGAGGCGGAGGGGAUUGAGGAGACGAACAGCCCUGUGGGCAGCGACAAGGUAGCAGAGGAGGAGGGGGAAGACCUGCUGGAGGAGGAGGAUGAAUACGAUGAAGAGGAGGAAGAAGACGAUGACGAGCGCCCGAGGAAGAAGCCGAGGCACGGAGGCUUUAUUCUGGACGAAGCCGGUACGCUGACCUGAG